This is a messenger RNA of Danio aesculapii, 2295 nucleotides long. RefSeq names its product zinc finger CCCH-type containing 14 (gene zc3h14). Lineage: Eukaryota; Metazoa; Chordata; Actinopteri; Cypriniformes; Danionidae. The record is from RefSeq and is a predicted model, not a curated record. Gene Ontology annotation, cellular component: cytoplasm; nucleus. Gene Ontology annotation, molecular function: poly(A) binding. Bases 117 to 2108 code for a protein of 663 amino acids. Gene Ontology annotation, biological process: regulation of mRNA stability. The transcript is spliced from 17 exons.
GAUAAGCUUGACGCGAGGCCUAGCAACAACAAAAUCCUUCCUCUUUCUUCUUUUCUUGAUGUUCUCCUAAUUUAAAUACUCUUAAGUCCGAGAGGAAGCCAACACACCAAAUAAAUAUGGAGAUCGGGACUGAGAUUAGCAAGAAAAUAAGGACAGCUAUCAAGGGAAAGCUGCAGGAGUUCGGCGCUUAUGUGGACGAGGAGCUUCCAGAUUACAUCAUGGUGAUGGUGGCCAAUAAGAAGAACCCGCAGCAGAUGGCAGACGACCUGUCCUUGUUUCUAGGCAACAAUACAAUCAAAUUCACCGUAUGGUUACAUGGUGUUUUGGAGAAGCUGAGAUCUGUUGCAGUUGAGCCUCCAUCUCUCGGUCCAUCCGUUGUUCACUCAGAGACCAGCAUCCCAGCAGAAAACAACAGGAGAGGAGCUGAGCCUCGCGCUCUCGCUGUUUCCAGCUCACGCUCUGAUAAAGCGGAGGGACGUGUUUCCAGCUCCGCUCAUGAGAACCGGGCCAGUAAGAGAGGCUCUUCUGAAAGACCCUCCAGAUUAACAUCCGCCGUCAAACCGCUGAUGGAGGCGUCGGCUGAAGCUGUGAUUGACAUCAAGCUAGAUGAUGACCUUAUUUCCUAUGACCCCGUGGAGCAGAGCUUGACUUCGGGUCACACUCAGGCUUUAUACAGCCGUUCGACAGCGGAGAGGCAGAGACCUGCAGUGGAGUCUUCAAGACGGGCAGCAGACACUUACAGGUCAUCUGACAUCCCCAGAGGUCAAGACAGGUCAGAGCGCGGCUACAGGACUUCAGCAGAGAGCAGCAGGGAAUUGUCCCGUAAACGUAAGGCGCCAGUGGCCAGUUCUGUGGUUCGGGUUCACAAAGGUCAUGAACGUGGACUGGAGAUUGAAGAUCUAGAGGAGGAGGAGGAAGAUGAAGACUAUGGUCUUGCCAGCAAAGUGUCGCUGCCAUCAAAACCUGAGCGCAAGCCUACCCUUCCACCAGCAAAACAAGCCAACAAAAAUCUGAUCCUCAAAGCGAUCUCAGAAGCUCAGGAAUCCAUCAACAAGACUACUUCACAAUACACAGUUCCCCAGCGUCAGACAGUUCCUGUAGCACCACGAACACGCUCAGCAUCUGACGAGAUGAGUAACGCUGCAAUCCGGUUGGUCCAGGAGCACCUGCACGCGCUCACACCACAGGACACGCUGCACAACACACAAUCCAGAGGUUUAGCUUCACGUCUACAGUUGGAGGUUCCAGAGGAGGACAGUCGAGAACCGCAAUAUGAGCUGCAGGUUCUAGAGGCGGCGAGACUUAAGGCUCUGGACACGCGUUCAUUCAUCAUGAGGCAGCCAGAAGUUGAACAGCCUCCACCAAUCAGGAGCAGGCUCAGUGCUGUCAAUCAAAACGAAGACACACCCACAACAUCCCGAAUGGUGCAGGCCAGAGAGAGAGCAGAGGCAGUCGGAGGAUCAAGCCCAAAGUUUAUCGUGACAUUAGAUGGAGUUCCCAGUCCAUUAGCAAACCGCACAGAUCAGGAGAUGGAGACUGAGGACGAGCUCAACACCACUGCUGACCUCACAGAAAACAACAACAACACCACCACCACAUCCAAACCUGCCAUCCACCUCAGACUCGGCACUGACUUUAGAAAUGCUUGUGAUGAGGAGGUGGAGGAGAUGGAUGUCGAGGCAGUUCAAGCUAAACGACAGAAACUUCCUGAACGCUGCAAGUUUUGGCCCACAUGCAAGAGUGGAGACGAGUGUUUAUACCAUCAUCCAAACACACAGUGCAAAAUUUUUCCCAACUGUAAAUUUGCAGACAAGUGUCUGUUCAUUCAUCCCAACUGUAAGUUUGAUGCAAAGUGCACCAAAGCAGACUGUCCAUUCACACACGUCAGCCGAAGACUCAACAGUAACCCCACAAGAGCAGCCCCGGCUCUGACUAGCACUGUGUGCCGUUUCUUCCCAGACUGUAAAAAGGUGGACUGUGCUUUCUACCACCCUAAACCGUGUAGAUUUGCAGCGCAGUGUAAGCGAGCGGACUGCACUUUCUAUCAUCCAGCUGUAGCCGUGCCGCCCAGGAGUGCUCUGAAAUGGACCAAAACGCAGAGCAGUUGAGAAACACUCCAGCGACUGAUCUGCAGAGAUUUUACGGUUCGUGCAGAGCUUCCCGUAUCUUUCCUGACAUCAUUUUUGCUUAAGUGUUUGAUUUUUAUUUUUAAAAACAUCUUGGGUUUUUUUAAAUCGUAACUUUCUGUAAACUGUUUCCAGAAUAUAUUUGGUGUAUUAAAUGACACACACAGAA